Trifolium pratense (red clover) is the source of this 2419-nucleotide messenger RNA. Its product is annotated as L-type lectin-domain containing receptor kinase IX.1-like. The transcript has a single exon. The coding region runs from base 163 to 2160 and encodes 665 amino acids. Lineage: Eukaryota; Viridiplantae; Streptophyta; Magnoliopsida; Fabales; Fabaceae. Gene Ontology annotation, cellular component: plasma membrane. The record is from RefSeq and is a predicted model, not a curated record. Gene Ontology annotation, biological process: protein phosphorylation. Gene Ontology annotation, molecular function: ATP binding; carbohydrate binding; protein kinase activity.
UGAAUUCUACGUUGCAUAUAGUUGAACACUUGAACUAAACAUUGGCAACAUCACCAUUAUUCUCAUCUUCAAUCCCUCCUCAACCUUGCAUCCACUGAUCCACCCAUAGCUAUCAUCACAUAUUCUUCACACUAUAAUCAACCCAAAAAUACCUUAUCUUCAAUGUUAAUCAUAAUUUUUACUUUGUUCUAUGCACUCUUUAAUCCUGCAUACUCAAUUUCCUUCAACUUCUCUAACUUUCCCUCAAACUUAUAUCUAAUAAAAUUCCAAGGUGAUGCAUUUUCAUCAAACAAUGUUCUUCAGCUAACAAAAAACCAACUCGACGGCCCAAUCACAAGCAGCGUCGGUCGUGCUUCAUUUGACCAACCGGUGAAGCUUUACGACAAAAAAACAAAAGAGCUAACUGAUUUCACAACUCAUUUCUCCUUUGUUAUGAAAGCCGUUAAUUCUUCGCAGACCGGUGAUGGUAUAUCGUUCUUCAUCGCUCCUUUUCAAUCCGAAAUCCCGAUGAACUCCUCGGGUGGUUACCUUGGUUUAUUCAGCUCGGACUCUGCAUUAAACACUAGCAAAAACCAAAUAGUAGCUGUUGAGUUUGAUAGUUUUUCGAAUGAUUGGGAUCCAAAACAUGAUCAUGUUGGAAUCAAUGUUAAUUCGAUUCAAUCGGUUCAAAAUGUUUCUUGGAAGAGUAACAUGAAAAACGGUUCGAUUGCGAAUGCUUGGAUUUCAUAUAACUCAACAACAAAAAACCUUACUGUUUUUCUUACUUAUGCUAAGAAUCCAACUUUUCAAGGAAACUCAAGUCUUUCACAUGUUAUUGAUUUGAGUGAAGUUUUACCUGAAUAUGUUAGGGUUGGUUUUUCAGCUGCUACAGGUCAAUGGAUUGAAAUACACAACAUUCUAUCUUGGUCAUUCAAUUCAACUAUGGAAAAUGGUAAUGGCAAAAAAAAUAGCAAGGUUGUUAUAGGAGUUAGUUUAAGUGCUGGUUUUGGUUUUAUAACUUGUUUUGUAUGUUUGUUAUGGUUCACUUUAUGGAGAAAAAGAAAUGGGUUAUAUAGGGGUAAAAUGGACAAUAAUAGAGAUGUUGAUGGUUCAAUAGAUGAAGCUGAAUUUGAGAGAGGAACUGGUCCAAAAAAAUUCACCUACAAAGUACUAAGCAAUGCAACAAAUGGUUUUGAUGAAAAAGGGAAACUUGGAGAAGGAGGAUUUGGAGGUGUUUAUAAGGGCAUAAUUGGAAAAACCAACAAAAAAUUUGAAGUGGCUGUGAAAAGGGUUUCAAAAGGGUCAAGACAAGGUAAAAAAGAAUACAUAUCAGAAGUAAGAAUAAUAAGCAAAUUAAGACAUAGAAAUUUGGUUCAAUUAUUAGGUUGGUGUCAUGAAAAAAAUGAGCUAUUACUUGUUUAUGAAUAUAUGCUUAAUGGAAGUCUUGAUUUUCAUUUAUUUGGAAAAGGGGUUAUGCUAAGUUGGAAUUUAAGGUACAAAAUAGCAUUAGGCUUAGCAUCAUCACUUCUUUAUUUACAUGAAGAGUGGGAACAAUGUGUGGUUCAUAGAGAUAUUAAAUCAAGUAAUGUUAUGUUAGAUGCAAAUUUUAACUCCAAGUUAGGUGAUUUUGGUCUUGCAAGAUUAGUGGAUCAUGAACUUGGUUCACAAACAACUGUUUUGGCAGGUACUAUGGGAUAUUUAGCACCUGAAUGUGUUACUACUGGAAAAUCAAGUAAAGAAUCUGAUGUUUAUAGUUUUGGUGUUGUUGCACUUGAAAUAGUAAGUGGUAGAAGAUCUAUUGAACCAAAAGAAGAGGCUAAGAAAGUUAGGCUUGUGGAAUGGAUUUGGGAGUUAUAUGGUAAAGGUGAAUUAUUUGAAGGUGUUGAUAGAGGGUUAAAUUUGGAAUAUGAUGAAAAGCAAAUGAAGUAUUUGAUGAUUAUUGGAUUAUGGUGUUGUCAUCCUGAUUUUACUAUGAGGCCUUCUAUUAGGCAAGUGAUUAAUGUUUUGAAUUUUGAAGCUAAUUUGCCUAAUCUUCCUUCAAAAUUACCUGUGCCUAUGUAUUUUGCACCUCCUAUGGAGAUGUGUAGAUUUUCUUAUACUUCUGAUGGUCUUACAAACACAACUAAAGGAUCAUCUACUUAUUCAUCAUUGUCAGCUGGGUCUAGAAAAUCUCUAUUGUAGGCAAAAGUUGUGUCUGUUUUUUUUUUUUUUUGUAUGUGUGUUGUAUUUGGCAUUUGAUGUGGCAAAAAAAAAGUUUGAUUUCAUCCAUUUUAUGUAAUUACUCAAUUUUUUCUUUUAUAUAAGAGGUUGUAAGAACUUUUGAUCUUAGAAGUGAUCUCCUUAUAUAUUGCUCCAGCAAUAUUUUGAGUUUGCUUGAAUUAUCUUGAAUUAUCUUAAAUUAUCUUGAUUCACUUUGGAUAUUCUUAAUUAAAUUCUUGUU